AUGACUUAUCCAAAAAGAAUACCUGUAAAUGCGUGGUCUGAUGUCCUUAGGGUAGCAAAGCCCCUGAUUAUCACUUUCGAUGCGUAUAAUACACUAUAUGCUACAAAACUUCCGGUUAUGGAACAAUACUGCAUGGUUGGACGUAAAUAUGGUAUCAAGGCUAAUCCUUCAACAUUAACGAAGAAUUUCCCACAUGUUUUCAAGAAAUUGAAGGAGGAUUAUCCUCAGUACGGAAAAUUCUCUAACAUUAAGCCCGAAGAAUGGUGGUCUAUUUUGAUUAGGAACCUCUUUGCACCGAAUGAAAUCCCCAAUGAGAUGAUAAGUGAAAUAUUGAUGCGGUUUUCGGGCUUCGAAUCGUAUUUUGUUUAUCCAGAUUUGGUCAGGUUCUUGAAGAGUUUGAAAUCAAGAUAUCCUAAUAUUAUAUUAGGAAUAAUAAGCAAUACAGAUCCAAUUUUUUACAAGCUGUUGAAGAAUAUUGGAUUGUAUGAAACCUUUGCUGAUAAAAUCUACUUGUCAUAUGAGCUUGACCUGACUAAGCCUGAUAAGGCAAUAUUUCAACAUGCGCUUGAUGAUAUCAUAUAUAAACACCCUUAUUUACUAAAAUCGUACUCCAAGGAAGAAAUUCUACAGCAUUGCUUCCAUAUUGGAGAUGAGUUAAACAAUGAUCUUGAAGGGGCAGUAGCUGCCGGUUGGACGGGUAUACUUUUGGAUAGAAAUGAUAAAUAUGGAUAUUUAUCAAAGUCGAUUAGUGAAGCAGCCAGAGACGAAUACAAACUGUCAAUUGAUAAAAUAGAUAACAAUUCAAUAAACACUUGGGAAGCCAGUACUAAACAAACCGAUACGUUACAGCUGAGUGAAAAAAAAUACGUCGUUUCAAAUUUCGAGGUUUUAAAGGAACUAUUUCCAUGA
Messenger RNA from Saccharomyces mikatae IFO 1815, 909 nucleotides. It is a transcript of the gene DPI35, whose product is annotated as Dpi35p. The record is from RefSeq and is a predicted model, not a curated record. Lineage: Eukaryota; Fungi; Ascomycota; Saccharomycetes; Saccharomycetales; Saccharomycetaceae. The transcript has a single exon. The coding region runs from base 1 to 909 and encodes 302 amino acids.